This is a messenger RNA of Talaromyces proteolyticus, 1547 nucleotides long. RefSeq lists its product as uncharacterized. The record is from RefSeq and is a predicted model, not a curated record. NCBI's taxonomy places the organism in Eukaryota, Fungi, Ascomycota, Eurotiomycetes, Eurotiales, Trichocomaceae. The transcript has 4 exons. The coding region runs from base 251 to 1507 and encodes 418 amino acids.
AAUAAAUACUAAGCCGCAUCCUGCAACCUGUGCCUGCUCAUUGUUACAUGCAUUGCCCCAAAUCAAAGGGCGACUAACUUGCAGCCUGCUGUCUCCAUUCUGGUAAGCAGUGCCUGCGUCGACAAUCGCCUAGAGCAACUCUCGCUCUGUGAAACACCGGAGCAACGACCGACACAAGAUAAGGCACUGAUAGUCUAAUAGGAGGAAGACUCUGAAUAAUUGUCGCGUGUGAAAAUCUAGCCUCUUCAUCAUGGACCCUACAAAGAGCUUCCAGGAGUCUACCCGCGACAUUAUCAACUUGAUUAUCGCCUCGUUUCACUCGAGCAUCGAAUCCAUUCCAUCGAUAGAGCAGAUCAAGACGAAUGUCACUGAAAUGGAUCGGACGCAGGUGGCUAUUGUGGUAGCGGUCGCGACUAUACUGCUUUCGCAAUUAGUUUUUAAAUUUCGCAAUUUCAAAUCCGUGCGAAAAUCCCGAUUUCUCGAUUCCCCUGGGUUCCCACUCCCUGAAGCCGCAGAGAACUUCAACUUGGCGACGCAAGAGCCGCUCAAGUUCCGACCAUUCAGACCCAAGUAUCACCUUACAAUGGGCCUCGAAACGCUCAACCCCUCCGAACUCAUCCCCAUGGACAUGACAUACAAGGAGCGAAUCCGAUACCGACGCAAGCUACUCAGGGAACACCACGACAUUGUCGUCGCGAUCCACGAUGAGUCGGACAAACGUAUUGUAGGCGCCAUUAGCGAAUUAUACCGGUAUAUCAUGUCAACAUAUCUCCCCGUGCGCUAUCCAACUAUGUUCCGUCUCCACGAAACCGCGUUUGAGUCUGGGAAAGCGUAUAUGCUGGAGAAUCUGGUGAUGAACGAGCUAUAUCCCUCGGAGGUCACGAAGUUCACCUCACCACUGCGCGCUUUGGAGAUUCUGCUCAAGACGGUAGAUGAGGAUUUCCUAAUUCUUCUACCUGAAGAUGAAGCAGAUGAGAAAUCUAAAUACAGACUUGUCGCCUACGAAACAUGCUAUCCUGCAGGCUUCAACCCGCGCAAGAAGCUGGGCAACCGGCUCGCAAAAAUCCACGAGCCGGUUCCAGGCUAUGCAGAAAAGUUGGAGAAGAGUGUGGAUCGGUACUUUGAGAGUCUCGAGGUGGGAAAGUAUGUGAGACGGGUGAAUUGGAGUAUUUCGACGAAUACAGAGUUAUUCGCUGCGUUCGGCGGACUGCACAGUAAUGCAGCAGAGAAGGAGGAGAAAAUUAAGGAGGGGGAGUUGGACAUUGAGACGACCCUGCUUCGAUGCGAGCGUCAGACUCUACAUCGUCUACCCACAUCAAAGGCUCUUGUAUUUGGCUUCCAUACCUACACAUAUCCGCUAAGUCAGAUCAAAGAGGAGGGACUGGGCGAGGAUCUUGCGGUGGCUAUUGAUGGCCUGAAAGAAGGAAGUUCGCCGGCCAUUCAUGGCUAUAAGCGAGGCCCUGUCUGGGCGGACGCCGUCAAGGCGUAUCUGCGUAGCAAGAAUUAAGAUUUUGUUGAUAAGUACAUUUUAAUUCUAUCAGACCUCG